Molecule: messenger RNA, 1097 nt
Organism: Solanum lycopersicum (tomato)
Lineage: Eukaryota; Viridiplantae; Streptophyta; Magnoliopsida; Solanales; Solanaceae
Product: F-box protein PP2-B15-like
Molecular function (GO): protein binding
Source: RefSeq, a predicted model, not a curated record
CUGCUCCGUGAUUUCGUACCCCUAUCUCUCUCUAUAUUUAUUAUACUCACUUUUGAAAUAUCUAUAUUUAUUUGAUUACUUCAAUUGGUUGUUACAACAAUGGAGCACUUAUAUGAUCUGCCAGAAGAUUGUAUUAGUAGCAUAAUAUGUCUCACUUCUCCACCUGAUGCACUAAAAUUGUCACAGGUUUCUUCAAUUUUCCGGUCAGUCGCAGAGUUGGAUUGUGUUUGGGAUGCUUUCUUGCCUUCUGAUUGGCAACAUAUUGCUACAAAAUCAGUCACGCCUUUGAAGUUUUCUUCAAAAAGACACCUUUUUAUAUGCCUGUGCAAUUCCAUUCUAAUAGACGAUGGCAACAAGAGCUUUGCUUUGGAUAAAGUAACGGGGAAAAAGUCAUAUCUCAUGUCUGCAAAAGAGCUCUCUAUUUUAUAUGGAGAUGAACUAACUCACUGGAACUGGAAAGCUAUUCCAGAAUCAAGGUUUGCAGAGGUAGCUGAACUGAAAACAAUAUGCAGACUGGAAAUAGAGGGGAAGAUGAAAACAGGGGAUCUAUCUCCAAACACAACAUACGGAGCUUAUCUACUCAUGAAGAUUUCAGAUCGAUCAUUCGGGUUGGAUUCAAUUCCAUCAGAGGUCAGUAUUAUAGUCGGGGAUCAAGAACCCGUCAACAGUAGUGUGUAUCUACGGCACCCAAGGAGCAAGAAGCUAGAGUCUCUGUUUUACAGAAACAGAGUGGAAACGUUAAAAGCAAGAGUGAACAAAGGGGAGGAAAAAAUGGUUGGGGAAAGAGAAGAUGGGUGGUUAGAAAUAGAGCUUGGAGAGUUCUUUAAUGGAGGAUAUGGUGAUGAAGAGAUCAUAAUGAAAUUAAUGGAGGUGAAGGGCUGUCAUAUUAAGGGUGGCCUUAUCAUUGAAGGCAUUCAGUUAAGGCCUAAGCACUAAGCAAACAUGAGACCUUUUGUAGUUAACUAAUUUUGUGGCUUUAAAUGUUUUUUGUCGUGUGAAUAGAUUAAAAUUAUUAUUUUCUAAAUACAGAGUAUAUUUUUUUUUUGUAUGUAAACGAACAUAUGCUUUUAUUUAUGUCCUUCUUUUUCAACUGAAAA